Odontomachus brunneus is the source of this 3537-nucleotide messenger RNA. It is a transcript of the gene GluClalpha, whose product is annotated as glutamate-gated chloride channel. Gene Ontology annotation, cellular component: neuron projection; membrane; synapse. Gene Ontology annotation, biological process: signal transduction; nervous system process; chloride transmembrane transport. The record is from RefSeq and is a predicted model, not a curated record. Gene Ontology annotation, molecular function: neurotransmitter receptor activity; transmembrane signaling receptor activity; chloride channel activity. The transcript has 11 exons. NCBI's taxonomy places the organism in Eukaryota, Metazoa, Arthropoda, Insecta, Hymenoptera, Formicidae. The coding region runs from base 2194 to 3537 and encodes 447 amino acids.
CAACCAGAGACACGACAUUUACAUCGCACUCAGGCGCCUUUUCUGAGGAGAUAAAAACGCAAAUAGACGUCGUAGGACGCGAAUAGAACGAUAGGGGGUUGCUUUUUAUCUCGGUCGCCGGUGAGACGCUAAUUCGCUAAUGACGUGUCAGUGAAACCAACAUAAUUCACGACCAGAGAUGUUGCGCCGCGAUAAAGACACACACACACACUCUCUCUCUCUCUCUCUCUCUCUCUCUCUCUCUCUAGCUACCUUUACCUAUCCUUUUCCCUCCGCGAUAUCAUGAACGACAUUGUUAAUCAAUAUUAUUGAUAUUGUCAAUAUUGUUGCUGUAAAAGAACACCUCCCAUUACAUACUCGCUCAUUCACGCUUGCCGUUCACGUAGCAACCUCGUUAGACGCAAUCAUUUUGAUCGCACUUUUGCGUCCGGCAGGGACAAAGUGUCAACCGUAUUGACCGUGAAAAUUGCUCUUACGUCGACACAUUUGACGUAUUGUAUGCGUUGAUCGCCAGUGUAAUCAAGUGGCAAGAUGGGCUAAUAUUUUGCGGCGGAAAAUCGUCGAUGAUUGCGACGGACGUGGCCAAAUAUGACGUACAUUCGUAGUGAAAGUGGUGCACGCACCAACUCGCUCUCAAUCUCCCCCGAUCUCGACAUAGUUGCACGAAUUGAGGGCGCUUGAACCGCGGAAGAAUUUCAGUCCGUCACGCUUUUUGCGCGCGUGACGCAAAACCUCUGACCUCUUAGCGAACGGGGCGAUUCGCCUUCAGCAGGGGAUCAAAAAUCACACGCGCGGGGGAUCUCGGUAACAAUGAUGCGCGACGAACGGGAUUGGCGCCGGAGGGUAGAAACUGACCACGAAGCAUUCAAACGGCCGAUUAGGUCUCUCGAGUAGCUCUGUCUGUGUGUAUCUCGUGUUCGAGCGCGGUUGAGUCGGCCGUGUAAUGUGAGUCGAGCUCGGGUCGCGUACUCGAAAUUUUCGGGUUACCCGAUAUUGCCAGCCGAUGUUACAGCGGUCCACCGAAUUCCACGUCCUUAAAACAUCCCUAAUUAUCUGAAGUUCGUCGAAAGGUUGCUAAUUCGUGCGUCCCGUCCGCUCGAAACAUGCCGAUGGUGCAGCGAACUCGAGAUGUAGCCAUCGCCAUACGUACCGUCCCACCGUAAGACCGACAACUAUGGAAUUUUCAACCUAACCUGACACAUAUCAGGUCGAAAUCAUAAGCAGAUAUAUUGCAACCUCACUUAAAAUUAUUUAUGCAAUUUUCAACCUUAUAUCAUCAGAACUCAAGUUAUCUGGCGUUAUCGUGAACUUUUUAAAUCUAAAAUAUCUUAACUUAAAUUAUCGCAAAGUUUGAAGGAGAUGGAAUCAGAGGGAGGGAGUGAGACGUUCAGGUUUCACAUAGCCUAUUUUCCGCAGGGUCCAAGAGUAACUAUGUAAAAUAUGGUCCAGAUCGAUCAGAGGGUUUAGGAAUUAAUAUAUAGGGAACGCAUAUAGAGUGACAGACACAUGUGUAUUCUAUUAUAUAUACACACACACACACACACACACACACACACAUAUAAUAGAUACAGGCGUUACAGGCUAUUAUUUCUAAAACCAAGCAAAGUACGAAAUUUUGGUUUUUCAUCAAUCAAUGUUUGGUAUCGAAGGUAACAUCAUUUGAUAAAGUUAGUUUUUUUUUUAGGUAGAGUAAUUAAAAUAGUUAAAAUUGUUAAAAUAGUUUUUUUUUUAAGUGGAAUAGUUGCUGCAAAUUCAAAGAUACUCUUUAUUUGUUAACUAUCAACAUAAUAGCCUUUUACAUAGCCCUGUACGUAGAUGUAUAAAAGGUGUACCAGAGAAUGGUAGCGCGUGUACACAUGACGCUGACUGCACGCUACGUAGAAUCGCGAUGUGUGUACUCGAGUGGCAUAAAGCCACGUGCCGCGGCACUUCUCGCGAUAGUUUACUUUUUUCCGCGCGGAAUACACACGCGUGUUGUUGUAGUGGGAAUAGGUCGGCGGUGCGUAUCUUGGCAGCGGCUCAAUUCUUAAACGUGAUACAACUACUUUUACCUUGACUCACGUUCGCGGGGCAAGCGUCCAAUUCGCCGUUAGUCGAGUUAACCGUGCUCGAACGGGCGGACGGACAGACAAACAGACAGAUAGAUCGUCAUCCUAGCCUAGACGAGAAGAUACGCGGGGAGCGGCCAGCGCAAUGUGGCCUGGAGUACUCCCGUUAUUGGUGUUGCUAGCGGCCCUGCUGCAUCCAUCGAGAUGUACGCAGGUAAAGGUAAACUUUCGCGAGAAGGAGAAGCAAGUGCUCGAUAACAUUCUAGGACCAGGCCGGUACGAUGCGCGCAUCCGGCCGAGCGGAGAGAACGGAACAGAUGGGCCGGCCAUUGUCCGGGUAAACCUGUUUGUGCGAAGCAUUGCGACAAUUAGUGACAUCAAGAUGGAAUACUCCGUACAAUUAACAUUUCGGGAACAAUGGUUGGACGAGAGAUUACGGUUUAAUGACUUUGGAGGUCGACUGAAAUACUUGACUCUGACGGAAGCUAAUCGCGUCUGGAUGCCGGAUCUGUUCUUCUCGAAUGAGAAGGAGGGUCAUUUCCACAACAUCAUUAUGCCCAACGUAUACAUACGAAUUUUCCCAAACGGCUCCGUUCUUUAUAGCAUACGGAUAUCCUUGACGCUCUCCUGUCCCAUGAAUUUGAAGCUGUAUCCCUUAGACCGACAAGUUUGUUCACUUCGCAUGGCUAGCUACGGAUGGACGACGAACGACUUGGUAUUCCUCUGGAAGGAGGGCGAUCCCGUUCAAGUGGUGAAGAAUUUACAUCUGCCCAGGUUUACUCUGGAAAAGUUUCUUACGGACUACUGCAAUAGUAAAACGAACACCGGAGAGUACAGCUGCUUGAAAGUGGACCUGCUGUUCAAGAGAGAAUUCAGUUACUACCUGAUCCAAAUCUACAUCCCAUGCUGCAUGCUCGUUAUCGUGUCCUGGGUGUCCUUCUGGCUGGAUCAGAGUGCCGUGCCUGCCCGGGUGUCACUAGGCGUUACGACACUGCUGACGAUGGCCACGCAGACAUCAGGGAUAAACGCCUCACUGCCGCCCGUAUCCUACACGAAGGCUAUCGACGUCUGGACGGGGGUGUGCUUGACCUUCGUGUUCGGCGCUCUCCUCGAAUUCGCGCUAGUCAACUACGCGUCACGCAGCGACAUGCACAGCGACAACAUAAAGAAGCAGUUUCCGGCGAGCGAGAUGGAGCAUUCGUCGUCGAUCGAUCCAUCCUCGGAGCUGCUCGAGCCGGACGGAUCCGCCAACUUCGCUAUGAAGCCUUUGGUCCGACACCCGGAGGAUUCCAUAGAUAAAUUGCGACAGUGCGAAAUACAUAUGCAACCAAGGAAAAAAAACUGCUGCAGGUCGUGGCUGUCCAAGUUCCCGACGAGGUCCAAGCGCAUCGACGUCAUCUCGCGGAUUUUCUUCCCAAUCGUAUUCGCUUUCUUCAACCUAGCGUACUGGUCCACGUACCUGUUUCGGGAGGAAGAGGGGAGCGAGUAA